Molecule: messenger RNA, 2796 nt
Organism: Phalacrocorax carbo (great cormorant)
Lineage: Eukaryota; Metazoa; Chordata; Aves; Suliformes; Phalacrocoracidae
Source: RefSeq, a predicted model, not a curated record
CACCAGGGCGGCCGCGGACAGCAGCGGCGGCCCCGGCUCGGCGGCGCCUCUCCCGCGCGGGAGCAGCGCCGGGGCCCUGCGGCGGCGGAGAGGGCUCGCCGUGCACGCUUUCCCUGGGAGGUUCGUGGUUUUGUCAGUGACAAGAUGACAGUUCAUAUUUUUACCAGAGGAUCCAGUGAGUCAUCCUAUUAACUCCGCUGAAAUACAUGCUUGCCAAUCGUCCUGCCACGUUAGCCAACCGACAUCACAAUGACUGAGGAUUUAGACCACAGAUUCAGCAGUCUCACCUGGGAUCAGAUUAAAAUCCUGGAUCAAGUUUUAGCUGAGGUAAUACCUAUUCAUGGGAGAGGAAAUUUUCCAACACUGGAUGUAAAGCCGAAGGAUAUAAUUCGCGUGGUAAAGGAACAGCUCAUUGAAAAGCAAAUCAACGUUAGAGAUAUCCGCCUGAACGGUUCGACAGCAAGCCACAUCCUAGUAAAGCAGAACGGAACCAGUUACAAGGACCUAGACAUCAUUUUUGGGGUGGAACUUCCAAGUGAGCUGGAGUUCCAGGUUGUUAAGGAAGCAGUUCUUAAUUGCCUAUUGGACUUCUUGCCAAAAUGUGUUAAUAAGGAAAAAAUCACUGCUCAGACCAUGAAAGAUGCCUAUGUGCAGAAGAUGGUCAAGGUCUCCACCGACCACGAUCGCUGGAGUCUCAUCUCGCUAUCAAACAACAGCGGCAAGAAUGUAGAAUUAAAGUUUGUCAACUCACUCCGACGGCAGUUUGAGUUUAGCGUGGACUCCUUCCAGAUCAUACUGGACUCCAUGCUAAAUGCUUACAGAGCAACAGACUGCAAACUGACCGAAGACUCCCACCCCACUGUCAUCGCCGAGAGUAUGUACGGAGACUUCAACGAAGCAAUGGUCCACUUAAAAUACAAACUGAUCUCCACAAGGAACCCGGAGGAAAUCAGAGGAGGUGGCCUCCUGAAGUACAGCAAUCUCCUGGUUCGUGACUUUAAGCCAGCAGAUGAGGCCGAAAUUAAAUCUCUGGAACGUUACAUGUGCUCCAGGUUCUUCAUUGAUUUUCCAGAUGUUGCAGAGCAGCAAAGGAAAAUUGAGUCUUAUCUGCGCAACCACUUCAUUGGGGAAGAGAAAAGCAAGUACGACUACUUGAUGACUCUGCGCGGAGUAGUAAACGAGAGCACGGUCUGUCUCAUGGGACACGAACGAAGACAAACUCUGAAUAUGAUCACAAUUCUGGCUUUAAAAGUACUCGGAGAACAAAAUAUCAUCCCAAACGCAGCCAACGUAACGUGCUAUUAUCAGCCUGCUCCAUAUAUCAGUGACAGAAACUUCAGCAAUUACUACAUUGCUCACGGACAACCACCUAUCAUCUACCAGCCAUACCCAUUUCACAUACAAAUGCAAAGCGGCAUGGUGUAGGAACACAAAAACCUCCUCAGCACUUACACUCCUCUCUCUUUCCAGUUCUCUCCGUAAUAAAGGCCUCAUUAAAGCAAGAUUUAUCAUCACUUUUGAUUUAAGGACAUAUUUUUGUGCAAGUUGCCAAAGUUGUUUGGUUGAUCGAUGUUUAAAUCACCAUUAAGCAGAUCGUAAAAUAAGUGAGAUUCCUGAUGUAGACCCCUAUAUGUGUUUGGGCUAGACUUUUUUUUUUUUUUUUCAAUGAAAAGAGAAGGAUAUAAAUUAUUCUAAUUUUAUAAAACAAAAUGCACUAAGUUCUGGGUUCUAAAAAAUUCUUAAGCAAAAGUUAAAUAGUGUAAAUGAAAAGUUAAGCCAAUAAAAUACCUCUGAGUAGAAAAGCCUGAUUUUAGAAGCGAUAGCGUUCUGGGCACAUCAAUGUAGAUCAUCCGACAGUUAUACCCAUGCAGAUCCAGCAACAUUUAUUUGCAGCACCUUUUGAAAACACGUGUUGAUGGGCUGUCUCCUGGUGGUUUGAGCUCUGCUUUACAGGCCCUGGUCUGAUCACUCUUCAGGUCCUGUUAGAGACGUGAGGUCCCUCUCCUCACCAGCGCACUGGUCGGUAGUGGCUAGCAGGAAACAGCCUUACCAAAAGCUGACUCAGCAUUUUUGUGCAUCCAAAAUUUCCACUGAUCCGAGUGAGAGAUUUGGCUGCAGCGUUAGACCCCAGGAUCUGCCUCACAGAUAAGGAAAGCUGUAAGAGAUACCACUAUUCCUGUUAAAUUGGUCUCGAAGAACAAGGUAAUGGAACAAGAAAGAAGGUGAAAAUUGAGCACAUAAGGCCUGCUUUCUAUUGCUAAUUUGUUCGUGAUCAGAGAUGCUUAAAGCAUAAUAAACGGAGUCAGGAAAAUACCAAAAAGCCCAGGACUGCGUUGUUUUUAGGUGAAUUAAAACAAAUCCUCGGCAGUGGCAUUUGAAAAAAACCAUUUUGUACUAGCAACGUCCUGUACCUGUUUAGAUCCUGCACACGUACACUAGUAGCAAAUGAAGAGUUCUCUUACGAUCAGGAAGCAAAACAUUAGUUACAGGUUUGUGUGUGUGUGAAUGUUUACCAAAGAUAAGUUUUAGACAUGUCACACAAGUGCCUUGCCGUGCCAGUUGCUCCGUGCCAGUCGCCAUGCCGUUGGCAAUCGCGCUGGAGCGCUCCUGAGGCACGGAAAGGGAAACCUAUGCCCUUGGUGCUCCACCCGUGGGUCGCGAAGCGUCCGUAGCGCUGCAGGUCGGAGAGGCGUGCGCCAUUUCCUUCAGCAUGAGCAGGUUUGCGGCAGGUGGAGCUAAGGCGUUCUCACCGCAGCUCCCUCGGUUUAGACGCUCAGUACGGUACAAGAGGGAAUA